UAAUAUAUGUGUCCGUACGUGCAUAAAUUUCAUACAACAAAUUAAAACGAUACAAAUACGAAUAUAUUAGCAUAUCAAAAGAUAUAUUCAUCAUUUUAAAACGUCUACCAUAAAAUAGAUAAAAUAAAAGUUACGCUCUUAUCGUUGAGAAACGAUCAUGGAUGAGAGUUUGGGUCACGUCUUUCAACAGACAUACACACACACACACACACACACACAACAGCCACAAAAUAUACCAGCUUAACAGGCAACAUCUUUCCUCGUGUAUCAAACAGUAGCAUCAUCAUCGGCGUAGGAAGUGAAGUAAAACCCAUAGAGAGAGAAGAUUAAGUUUGAGAAAGACUUUCGUCGUGGUUAAAGCUCAUAAAUAAAUACACGCAAGAUCGAAUAUCUUUUGAUAUCGUUUGAAGUCAGAAAGUCGACGACACUUCCUGACUAACGUCAAGUAGUGCAAGAUCAAGAUAUCAGACAUUUCCUGUAGUUGAAAGAGAAGAUAAGAAGAUACAAAGAAAUCGAAGAAAAAGAAGAAUAAGGGAUAAGAACAGGGGGAUCAAAGUUUAUUUUAUCCCUUUUCGUAGACGAUGCAGUUCGUUGUAUUAACGAGGAAUCAUGAGAAUCGUAGUUGUCGUCUACUUAGUGGACUAAAAGAACAAGAGCAGGGGGGGGAAGAGGAAGAAGAGGAAGAAGAAGAAGAAGAAGAAGAAGAAGAAGAAGAAGAAGAAGAAGAAAAAAAAAGGAAAGCAAAGUAAAGUUGGUUAGACUCGCGAAGGCUUUUACGUGUACGAGAAACGCGUCUUAGCUGCUCGCAGCGAGAUAUAAGCUCUAAAUUUAGCCAUAAGAAUUUUCGCGGCAUCCACACGUCGUCGUUGCGCUGUUGCUGUAUAUACCUUUUGGUUACUACCACCAUAACUGUUGCUGCUAUUUCGCGUAUUUUGCUUGAUUUUCACAGAACGACAACGACGAGUCGUACCGGGCUCGAAUUUAUGCGAAGCCAAGUGUGCAGUUAAAAAGAAAAACAGAAAAAGAGAGAGAGAGAGAGUGUGCGUACGUGUUCUUGCGUAUGUGUAUGUAUGUAUGCAUAUGUGUAGUAUGCAUUCUUCUCUUUCUUUCAUUUUGAUCUGACUCUCUAUUUGCAACGCGAGUUUUUUUUUUUUCUUCUAUUUAACAGUAAAUACGAUAAAAAUUUGUGCAUGUAAAUGAAGAUACGCAUACAUACGUCUCCUCUGUGUUUUUUCAACGUGUUACGUGUGAGUUUAUUUAUUAAAAAAAAAAAAAAGAGAAAAAAAAGAAGAAGAAAGUAGUCGACGAGGUUAGAGAGUUCUCUUUAUUUUUGGAUGACUCUGUGAAAAGAUGCUGAUCACCAAGUACACUACCAUACUGCUGCAAUCGACCAAUCAGCACAUCAUUAGAAGCGAUGUCUUUUUGGAACCGUAUCUGCAGCAGCACGGGACCGUUCAAGUUGUCAGCUCGCCGAGCACUCCACCACCGAAUCCGCUUCAACAUCAUCAACUUGCGCAGCUACAUCAUGGCCAGAGCGAAGAGUCGCUUUCUUCGGAAGGCUCGGCCACCUCGGGAGGAUCUUCGGCAACUACAGAAGAUUCUGGCAGCGAGGUGGCAUGUGACAUAACGCUGAUCGAAAGGCUCAUACGAUCUCAUCCGAUUUGGUUCCUCCCGGGUAUUCAAAGGGCUGGAGCUUUCCACUUGUUGCAAGGAAAGGAGGAAGGGAACUUCGUAGUCCGACAGUCAAGUCAAAGCGAUACGAUGGCCCUUUCGGUGAGAUUACCUGCCGGGAAGGGACCUUACAUCGAGCAUUACCUGAUCCAAGCAAACAAGGGGAAGCUGAGCUUGGAAACAAGCGAGAACAGGUUCGACAACAUCCCCUCAUUGAUAGCUCAUUAUUCCCAGUGCUGUAGUGAUGAAUUACCAGUGCAAUUGACACUACCGAGAGCAAUGCGAGAGGCUAAAAAUAGGCAGCAACUUUCAUCCCUGGCACUUUUGGGUCAAGAAUUUUGGAGAUAUCCAAUGGCGAAUCCAAAACCACCAGAAAGCAGUAGUAGUAAUACCUCGAGUUUAAGUAGUUUCCAUGGUUGUAACAACAAUCUUAAUAAUAAUAAUAAUAAUAAUAAUAAUAAUAAUAAUAAUAAUAACAAUAAUAAUAAUAAUAAUAAUAAUAAUAAUAAUAACAACAACGCUGGUACUCCAACAACGGAAAGCAUUGUUCUUAACCUCGCACCUAUUUCAUCUCAUGAUACACAAAAUUCUUCACCAACAAAUACAGGAACAACAUCAACGUUUGCAUCAUCCUUACCACGCCAGCCAAGACCAACACCACCCAAUACGCUUAAUCUAACGACCUUUAAUGAACCACUGGACAUGAAGAAAGAUCAACAAGAAGUAAUGUCUCCAUGCGAAAAGCUCUCACAAAAAUUGAUCUCCCCAAACUUGGUGCAAAGCGUACGUUGUCCAUCCCCCAUCGUACACAAUGUCGAGAGUAACGUUCUUAGUCCCAUUCAGGAUACUAAAGGAAACUUCGAGAAUACGAGAAAUAUCCUUGAAACACCCAAGACAACGAUCGUCGAGUUUUCAAGAAGUAGCAAGUUUACUUCGAUCGGCACAUCUACGUCUAAUUUCCACCAAAAUAUUUCCAACUUCAAUAAUCCCUCGUGCACAAAUUCGCCUAUUGUUUCUGAUACUCAAAUUGUUGGUCAGAAUGUUAAAACUCCACCACCACCACCACCGAGAUGGGCUAAACCUGGAUUAAGUCAGAAUCAGAGUCAAAGUAAUUUCACGGUUACCACAACGGUUACAUUUAAUGUCAAUCAAACUAAUGACAUAAUCGCGUCGCAACAAAAUACACCAACGGAACCGAAUACGUCAUUGUUGAGUCCGCAAAGUGCAACCUCUAACAAAUCUCUAACGUCAAAUUUCUCCAUUAAAUCUCCUCUUUCGCCAACGAUGCCAGUACUAUCACCUACGUCGAAACUAGUUUCUAACGUUGGCAGUAAAACACCUAACGUUCUCUCGCCCACGACACCAUCGAGCACGAGCAAAUCGAAACGACGACGCGAUCGUGAAGCUAGAAAGAAUUCCCAACAUUAUCAAGAAUCUGACAUCCUUGAUUCUUAUUAUCGUAGCUCGCCAGGUGAUAAGAUCUCAGACUACGAGGAUAUCUGGAACACAACUGAUCAAUCAAAUCAAUCGACUUGGUCACCGAAUGAUAGACUCACACGAAACGACCCACCAAGUGGUUGUAAUAAUGCUCAAGAUCGUUUAAGAAAUUCCAACGAUCGACUAAUCGGCCAAGAUAGAUUACUCAGUCCGAUUGAAAGAUGUACCAAUCAAAGAGAUGACAGAUUGACAGGGAACAAGCAGCUAAUUGUAAGAAAUGAAAGGUUCAUUUUGAGAAACGACAAGUCGGUUAUAAAUGAAAAACUUUGUUAUAAAGAGGUCGCUAGUCCAGAAUUUAGUAGUUUCAAACCUGUACCCGAAAUGAAAAGUAUUGAACAAGUAUCACCUGAAGAAACGGGAAUGGGAAGAAGGCCCGAUCUACUCUCUAGAGUUUGUAGUGCUAAUUCUUUGAACAGUCCUAGUGCAGUGACACCACCAAGAAAUAAACUAGGAUUGAUACUUGCUAAAUCAGAAAGUAACAGCCCACUGACACCUGAAUCGAAACAGGGUAGUCCAUUUUAUGCAGAACCAGCUGAUGCGAUUGCUCAAAGUGCCGCGAUAGUACCAAGAAGACGAUCAAAGAACAAUCCGGCCACAAAUAAAUAUCGUCAUAGCGAACCAGGCUGGUUACAAACACCGGUUGGCAAUAAUUCGAAUCAAUUGCAUCCUAUCGACUGGGAGGAAACGGAAGAAACGGAGGAUAAAACGCCAUUGAUAUCAUCUUCCGUCGACAAUUUAGCUAAACGUCUUGGCACGAGGGAAGUGAAAAAAAUUCCCCGGGCAAAGCCAGUGCAACCACCAAAGAUCAGAGUCAAGGUAUUCAACGACACAUCCUGGGCCGUCGAUUCUAGUUGGGAGUUUAUCGGAAACGAAGGAGAUGAUUGUGAGCCAGAUUACGACUGUGAUGGGGAUUACGACGGAGAGAACGUCGCAAGAAAAUUUCCGGACGAGGAGUGCGAUAGAGAUAUUGUAAGAAAUACUUUGACUGUUCAGAGUAUCAUUCUACAACGGUACCCAGAAUUGCUAAAACCGCCUGAUAUGUCGGAGUCGCUGUACAGCGACAGAAACUCCUCGUACGAUAAUGUUGAAAAGAGGAAUGAAAGAGAAGACACUCCGGAAUCGAGAAAGGAUCCAACAUAUGAUCCUUCUGAGUGGGAAACUAUGCUAGAUACGGACGAGAGCGAUAUUGAAAGAAUUAAAAGAAACAAGAGCUUCAAGGAAAGACUGGAUCCUCUUUUGUCACCACCACGAUUACAGGCUUUGAGGAAUCGCGACAUGAGUGGUACUGGUUCAACGAUAAGAUCCUACGCUCUCCAAUUAGCAGCCGAUAAAACAACAACGUUCUCUCAAAACAUUGACAAUUUCAUUCAAUGUACGAAGGAAGGAAAAGAAGCAAGUCCUCAUGUAGUUAUGAGAAACAUGCGACAAUUUAUGUCGGGAAUGAAGAAUUAUUUGGUAAAACAUGGUGAACGAGAGUUUGAGAAAGAAGUUGAGAAGGAAAGACUAAAAUUAAAACCAAACGAAUUUUUGAAUCUCGAUGCUAUUCUGGAAGGUGUGAUGAUGGGACUCGUUGUACGACCACUCAGAGAACAUGUUUAUAGGCUUUUUGUGGAUCAUUAUGUUAGCACGGGUUCUCUUCAAACACUUUCUGAAAGUAUUCAACAUGCCCAGGGUAAACAUGUUCAAGAUCUUGGUGUCCGAGCAAAAAUUAUACCACCGUCGGAAUCGAGCCUGGAACGUAUACUGAAAUAUCUAGAACGAUUACAGAAAGCAGAUUCACCAUUGGAUAAGCUGGAGAAUUUAUUAGCUGCAAUAUCCGCAAUUUUUAAUUCUGUAAAACAUUCUAAUUCUAUAAGGCAUGUGACCCUGGGUGCAGACGACCUUUUACCUCUCCUUGUGUGGGUAUUAGUUCGUGGUAAGGUUGUUGAUGCUGAGGUUGAAGCUGAAUAUAUGUGGGGCCUCCUUCAUCCUUCUCUUCUUACCGGAGAAGGUGGUUAUUAUCUGACAACGCUCUCUAGUGCAGUGCACGUUUUGAAGACUUUCAAAUCUAGCCAUGGAACAAUGUCCACGUUAAACGGCUCUGGAACACCAGACUGCUCUUCCGUUUUACGUAUUCUUGUACCGGACGAAUUGCAUGGUUCUUUGAAUACUAGAACUUUACCAGUGCGGCCGAAUAUGAAUACCAGAGAUAUUUGUCGCAUUCUUGCACACAAAAUAAGAUGCACCAACCCUCAGGAUUAUGGUCUUUUCAAAUUGGUGCAAGGAGAAGAAACAUUGUUAGGCGAUCAGGAAUGUCCGCAAGAGCUCUCUCACUGCCUUUUUGCCUAUAAACGAAUCGACGCGAAGAUAGCCUGGCCGAAAACUAGUUCUUGAACGUCACAAAGCGGCGUAUUUUGUACUAAAUUAAAUUAGAAUUUGUAUCAUUCUCGUGUUGUUCGUAAGUUUGUGGCACAUUGUCAUUCUAUAAUUAUCCUACUCUGACUGAACUAUCUAAUAAGAGACGUUUAUGAAACCAGUGUGUCAAUCCAUGUAAUUGAUUGUAUCUUAUAUACGUUCCGUGUUAUUGCGAAUAGUACUAUUGUUCUGCUAGAUCUGUACAUUUCUUUUUUUCUGUUCUCUCUCUCUCUCUCUCUCUCUCUCUCUCUCUCUCUCUCUCUUUCUCUCUCUUUCUCUCUAAUUCAGAACUUUUAGACAUUUUUUAAAUUACAUUUUAUUCGAAGCAAGUAUUUCACCUCUAGUUACCUUCUAAAACACGCAUUGAAUCUUUCGUAAAUAACAAAAAGCUUUAUAAAGAUCUAUAUCUUAUCCUAAACAAAUACUUGCCACUUUAGUAUUCGUAGUACUUCUUAAUCAUAAGAAUUUUAAAGUAAUGGUAUAUCCUAUAAACUUAUAAAGAUAUAGCAUUUGACGGUAUGGACAUUUUUCUUUUUAAUUGUAAGAAUUUUUUUACUGAAAGAUACUUUUUCUUGUUAAAACACGUAUGUAAAAUUCACAGCCGGAUGGUUGCGUUUAAACAUAUUUCAUGCAGGUGCUACUUUUUAAAGAAGUUUGCUCUUUCCAACUUACUGCGCUAAGUAAAUCUAAAUCUAUUACACGAAAAAAUGAUAAAAAUCAUUCACGAAUCGACGUCAAAAAAAAACAAAGAAAAUGAAUAGUGCGUACGUUUUACUUUUCCAUUCGUAUAUACAAUGAUGUAUCAGUGAAACAAAAAAAAACAUAUUAUUCAGUAUUUAAUACUUCGUAAACGUCUACAUUAAUGAUAUUACUAAUACGAUUAUAAUCAAUCUAUAUUAGCAGAGUGGGGUUCGAAUUAAGAGAGCCAUGUUAUUCGUAAUAAAAUUGUGAAGAAUAUAAAAGAGAUAGAAGAAGAAGGAGCGAAAAAAGAACGAAAAAAAUACUUAGUUUUUCUAAAUAAAUAUUUAUUUCGAGGUAUAUAUUAAAAAGAAAAAAAUAAGAUAGAAUUAGAAUCAAAUAUAUUUAAUUCCCUUUACCCUAAAAUAUAGGAAGUAUUAUUAUAUACGUUACUGUAUGUGCGUAUUUAUUAAUUAAGGACAUGACAUGGUUGCAAUAAAAUGAAAUUAACAACAAAAA
Molecule: messenger RNA, 6759 nt
Organism: Polistes canadensis
Lineage: Eukaryota; Metazoa; Arthropoda; Insecta; Hymenoptera; Vespidae
Gene: spri
Product: protein sprint-like
Exons: 16
Coding region: 1351-5541 (1396 amino acids)
Biological process (GO): signal transduction; vesicle-mediated transport
Cellular component (GO): endocytic vesicle; cytosol
Molecular function (GO): small GTPase binding; guanyl-nucleotide exchange factor activity
Source: RefSeq, a predicted model, not a curated record